Messenger RNA from Synchytrium microbalum, 1080 nucleotides. RefSeq lists its product as uncharacterized. Gene Ontology annotation, molecular function: phosphatidylinositol-3-phosphate binding. Gene Ontology annotation, biological process: intracellular protein transport; retrograde transport, endosome to Golgi. The record is from RefSeq and is a predicted model, not a curated record. Gene Ontology annotation, cellular component: endosome; retromer, tubulation complex. Lineage: Eukaryota; Fungi; Chytridiomycota; Chytridiomycetes; Synchytriales; Synchytriaceae. The coding region runs from base 1 to 1080 and encodes 359 amino acids. The transcript is spliced from 8 exons.
AUGGCCACAGCAGCAUCAAGUACGGCCUCACUGGCCAUGGCACCUGCCUAUGAAAUGUCUAUGCACUGCUCGACCGUCUCGGUUCAGCCAAAGGAAGUCACGUAUCAGAUCACAGCAACAACCAACAUACCAUCCUACAAAAGAAAUCGCUACAAUUUCAGUCGAUCACAUUCCGAAAUCGAACGUUUGGCGUCUGCCUUCCAAGUCGUCUUUCCAGAAGUCAUAGUUCCCGCUCCCGCUCCAAGAUCUCUAGAUGGUUCAUUUAUGGCUGAAACCGUAAACAGAUUCCUGGACCGCGUGUCAAGACAUCCUCUACUUCGAACGGCAGAAUGUUUACAGAUGUUUAUUGAAUCCCAGUUUGAAUACGUUCCUACUCAAACAAGCACACUGAAAAAGGGUUCAUCAAGUACCUUCCGUUUUGGAAAACCAAUCACUUCAACUACAAGAGACGAUCCAUUCUUUGAAUUCGCGAGAUCUGAAACUGCCGGUGUUGAAUUACACAUUACCAACAUGUUGAAGGCUAACGGGGACAAAAUUGUCAAAUUUGAAAGAGAACAAGCCAAAGCAUCUGGUGAAGUUGGUCAACGAUUGGUUGGCCUCGUUGGAGAAAGUGGAGAUCCACUGGGAAGCGUCCUGCGGAGGAUGGCAAAGUGCUUUCAAGUAUCUGAAGACGCCACAUACGCAGCAAACACAUUCAAUGAUGCCAUCACUCAUGGUAUACGCUCAACAGACUCAGCUCAGUCAACACUACAAAACCGAAUCAAUGCCUUGAAUCUAUAUACCGAAUCAUGCAAAUCAACAUCGAAGAAGGUGCAAGCCUUGGAGAAACUCAAGGCUGGAUCAUCGAUUCGACAAGAUAAAGUUGAUGCUGCUCUUGAAGAGCUCAAUGAGGCAAAGAAGGUUGAAGCAUCACAUCGUGAAUUACUCAAGAGAUUGACUGAUUCCAUACGUGGCGAGUAUGAACUGUAUGACCGCCAGUUCCAAUCUGAUAUGGAGAUUUACUUGAAGGUGUAUGCUGAACGCCAGUUGGACUUUGCACGACAAAUGAAGAAGGCGUUUGAUAUUUCGUUGCCUUCGUAA